UCCCAACGGAGUUGGUCAAAACUGCUGUGAUAAGUCUCCCACCGGGGUUUCCCAGGUCGACUGUGACAGCAAAACAGUCAAUGAUGAAGACCAGGUGGCAGCACGAAAAGUCAACUUGAAUAAUGCCGAUAUGGAAUAUUCCAGCUGUGAACGUACUGGAGACCUGUGUGUUGCACAUCCUGGGAAGGAGAUGGACUAUACUGAACACCCUGGGAAGAAGAUGAGCUGUUCUGAACACCCUGGGGAGGAGAGUGACAGCAGGGAGACCCAAACAACAGACAUGAUCCCGCAGCAGGAAACGUGUGAUGUGAACUUUCCCCGACCAGUCAACAAGUCAACCUCACAGGUACAGGGGAGCAAAGGUGAUAUGGGAAGGCACAUGGUUAAACACACUGGAGAAAAACCCUACAUGUGUGGGGAGUGUGGGUACAGGGCAGCUUGCAAGUCUUAUUUAUCCCAACAUUUAAGAACCCAUACAGGUGAAAAACCCUACAAGUGUGACCAAUGUGACUAUUCUGCAGCCCACAAAGGCACCUUAGAUGAACAUAAAGCAAAACACACCGGUGAAAAACGCUACAUGUGUGAGAAGUGUGGAUACUGGACAGGUCAUAAGUCCCACUUAACCAACCACAUAAGAACUCACACCGGUGAGAAACCCUACAUGUGUGGGGAGUGUGGAUACAGGACAGCUUACAAAUCUCACUUAUCUCAACAUAUGAAAACCCAUACAAGGGAAAAACCUUACAAGUGUGACCAGUGUGACUAUUCUGCAACACUAAAAGCCAAUUUGAAGAAACAUCUAGCAAAGGUGAGAAACCCUACCUUUGUGAGGAGUGUGGGUACAGGACAUCUGACAAGUCUUCCUUAUCCCGACAUAUGA
Branchiostoma belcheri (Belcher's lancelet) is the source of this 880-nucleotide messenger RNA. RefSeq names its product zinc finger protein 525-like. The record is from RefSeq and is a predicted model, not a curated record. Gene Ontology annotation, molecular function: RNA polymerase II transcription regulatory region sequence-specific DNA binding; DNA-binding transcription factor activity, RNA polymerase II-specific. Gene Ontology annotation, biological process: regulation of transcription by RNA polymerase II. Gene Ontology annotation, cellular component: nucleus. The coding region runs from base 131 to 880 and encodes 249 amino acids. The transcript has 5 exons. Lineage: Eukaryota; Metazoa; Chordata; Leptocardii; Amphioxiformes; Branchiostomatidae.